Grammomys surdaster is the source of this 1728-nucleotide messenger RNA. RefSeq names its product corneodesmosin (gene Cdsn). The transcript is spliced from 2 exons. Gene Ontology annotation, biological process: skin morphogenesis; cell-cell adhesion. Lineage: Eukaryota; Metazoa; Chordata; Mammalia; Rodentia; Muridae. Bases 1 to 1728 code for a protein of 575 amino acids. Gene Ontology annotation, molecular function: protein homodimerization activity. The record is from RefSeq and is a predicted model, not a curated record.
AUGGGUUCCUCUCGGACACCCAGGAUGGGGCGUGUGGGAGGGCACGGGCUGAUGGCAUUGCUGAUGGCCAGUCUCAUUCUGCCAGGAAUCUUGGCUAAGAGCAUUGGGACCCUCUCGGACCCCUGUAAGGACCCCACGAGGAUCACUUCCCCGAAUGAUCCCUGUCUCAUUGGAAAGCCUGGCUCCAACAGCAUCAGCAGCCAAGGUGGAUCCAGCAGUUUCAGCAGCCAAGGUGGAUCCAGCAGUUUCAGCAGCCAAGGUGGAUCCAGCAGCUCCCAGGGAGGUUCUUCAGGAUCCUUGAUAUAUAAACCAGGGACAGGGUAUUCUCAGAGUAGCUAUUCUUUUGGCUCUGGUGGCUCCCAGUCAGGAAGCAACGGGUUCCAGUCAGGAAGCAGUGGCUCUCAGACAGGAAGCAGUGGUUCUCAGACAGGAAGCAGUGGUUCUCAGACAGGAAGCAGUGGUUCUCAGACAGGAAGCAGCGGCUCUCAGACAGGAAGCAGCGGCUCUCAGACAGGAAGCAGCGGCUCUCAGACAGGAAGCAGUGGCUCUCAGACAGGAAGCAGCAGCUCUCAGACAGGAAGCAGUGGCUCCGAGUCCGGAAGAUGGGUAAGCACCAGUUCUCAAUGGGUAAGCAGCAGUUCUCAGUCUGGAAGUUCAGGAAGCAGCCGGGAAGGACCAGGAAAUGGCUCUGCUCUACCAACCGAUGACAAUUCUUCCCGCCAAACAUCAGGCACUUCCCAGUCUGGAGGCUCAUACACUUCCCAGAGCAGCAGCUCCAACCUGCGACCCUGUAGCUCCAACUUGCCCGACUCUCCCUGCAGUGGGGGGCCUGUCAUCACACACAAAGGGCCUUACAUCUCUGACUCCCACACUGUAUCAGGUGGCCAGAGACCUGUUGUGGUGGUGGUGGAGCAACAUGGCUCUGGAGGCCCUGGAGGGUUUCAAGGCAUGCCCUGUAGCAAUGGCGGCCCCUCAGGCAAGCCCUGCCCUCCCAUCACCUCUGUCCAGAAACCCUAUGGCGGCUAUGAGGUGGUGGGUGGCUCUGCCAACAGUUAUCUGGUCCCAGGUAUGACCUACAGUGGAGGUAAAAUCUACCCAGUGGGCUACUUCACCAAAGACAACCCUAUCAGGGGCUCGCCAGGGGCCCCCUCCUUUCCAGCUGGGGCCCCAAUCUCUGAGGGCAAGUACUUCUCUAGCAAUCCCAUCAUCCCCAGCCGCAGCUCUUCCAGUUCCAGUGGCUACCCAUCGGGCAAUGUGUUCCAGCCUGUGGGCUCUGGUGGGGUCCAGCUCUGUGGCACUGGCUCUGUCAGCUCUAAGGGGCCUUGCUCUGGUACGAGAAUUCAGAUCACCUCCAGCAGCUCCAGUACCUCCUACCACCCCUGCAGUGGUGGUGCUUCCCAGGGGCCCUGCUCCUCACCAGGCACUGGCUCUAUCAGUGGGGGAAGCUCUUCCUCCACUGGCAAAAUCAUCCUUCAGCCCUGUGGCAGCAAAUCUAGCUCUUCCGGUUACCCCUGCCUUUCUGUUCCCUCCUCCACAUUGAAUGGGGGUCUGAAUGGCUCUCCUCAGCCUGUUCCCUCCGUGGUUGUCAAGCCCUGUGGCCUCAACAGCCCCGGAAGAGUGCCCUGCCGUUCCAUCCGCAACAUUCUGACCCGAGUGAAGCCUUUGGGGCCCCAGUUAGUGGAUCCUGAAGUUUUUCUGCCACAGGGAGAGCCACUUGAGAAGUCUUAA